This is a messenger RNA of Rhizopus microsporus ATCC 52813, 531 nucleotides long. RefSeq lists its product as uncharacterized. Lineage: Eukaryota; Fungi; Mucoromycota; Mucoromycetes; Mucorales; Rhizopodaceae. The coding region runs from base 1 to 531 and encodes 176 amino acids. The transcript is spliced from 2 exons. The record is from RefSeq and is a predicted model, not a curated record.
AUGUCAUAUGCAUACGAUCAAAACCCAUGGCAAGAACAGAAUGGCCCAAAAUAUGGUAAUGCUUAUGAGGAUAGCAACACAGGAAAUUAUGGAAACGCAUAUGGACAACCACAGAUGAAUAUGCCCAUGCCUGGAUUUAGUGCAACCGGCUACAACAAUGCUUGGACAGAAUCGAACAAGACAGAAUACGACCCUGUACCACCACAGAAUGUAACUCCAAAUAAUGCAUAUCAAUAUUCUGGCACGCCAUACGGUAAUCAACCUCAGAAUAUCGGAGGAGCCUAUUCGAAUAUACCUGCAGAGACAACACUGGCCGAACCUAAUAAGGCCAAUAAUGAAAGUACAAGCCCUCCUACGAAUGAUAAACACAGAUCGCCUGACCAAGGACGAUUCUGGUUGUCUCUCAUCACACUUUUGGCUAGUAUAGGACAUCUCGGUUUUGCUGCUGGUGCACGUCCGUAUUCUAAUCAGAAUGUACCCUUUCCAUCAUCUGCUUGCUUUUAUUAUUUGUGGGCAGUGGUAUAUAACUAA